Drosophila navojoa is the source of this 1454-nucleotide messenger RNA. RefSeq names its product proclotting enzyme. Lineage: Eukaryota; Metazoa; Arthropoda; Insecta; Diptera; Drosophilidae. The record is from RefSeq and is a predicted model, not a curated record. Gene Ontology annotation, biological process: proteolysis. Gene Ontology annotation, molecular function: serine-type endopeptidase activity.
CUAUUUUAAGUUCGGAGUCGUCGUAGCGCCCAUAGCUCAGUGCAUUAUUGAAGUUUGUUUAAAGGGGAACGCGUCGCGUUGGAGUCCGGAGCAAUGGGAAAACUCUAUAAACUAUAUAGCUGGAGCCCGGAGUUCUGGAUAUGCCUUGUCUGGCUGUUCGAUUUGGUGAACUCCCAGCCCCAGCUCCCAGAGAGCUGCAAUGAUGCACGCGCUCGCCCCGGCAGCUGCGUUCCUCUGACGAGCUGCUCGCAUCUCGUCCAGGAGUAUCAGACGGGCACAGCGGAUCAGGAAUUUCACACGUUUCUCGGACAGUCCAUUUGUGGCUUUGAUGGCGCCAGCUUCUUGGUUUGUUGUGCCACGAUGCGUGAGCCUACGGCCAGCCGUCAUCCCAAGCAAAUUGCGCCAGCUGUCGGCUUCUCGUUCUCCUCGCUGAGUGGACCGACCACGCCUCCACCUCCGCCCAUUACUGUCUUUCAGCCCACGCCGCCAAUAAAUCAACCUGGAAUUGUGCUGCGUCCUACUCCAGCUGCGCCAGUUCAACCAGCUCCUGCUCCUGGUCCUGUACCAUUACCUGUCUUCCCCUCACAGCCAGGUGGCGGCGCCAGCAGCUCCAUCAGCUCCAGCGGCUGUGGCAUAGGUGGCGCCACCACAAAUCGAGUCGUUGGCGGCUUGCCCGUUCGCAAAGGUGCCUAUCCUUGGAUGGCUGCUCUGGGCUACUUUAAGGAUGGCAAUCGCAAUAGCUUGGAAUUUCUUUGCGCCGGCAGCUUGAUCAGUUCGCAGUUUGUUGUGACCUCGGCGCAUUGCAUUAACUCCAUGCUGGCGCUGGUUCGCCUGGGCGCUCGCGAUCUCUCCAAUCCCAGCGAGGCGGGUGUGAUGGAUUAUCGCAUCCGACGCACUCUUGUGCAUCCGCAAUUCGAUUUGUCUGCCAUUGCGAAUGAUAUUGCCCUGAUUGAGCUGAAUGGCGAAGCGCCAUCUACUGCUGACAUUCGACCCAUUUGCCUGCCAGAGUCGAGCCGGUUUCAGCUUGAGGAUCAGUUCGUGGGCAUGAAUCCCUUCGUGGCCGGCUAUGGGGCCACGCAGCAUCAGGGCGCCACCUCCAAUGUGCUGCGGGAUGCCCAGGUGCCGAUCGUCUCACGGCAGAGCUGCCAGCAGAGCUACAAAUCUGUCUUUCAAUUUGUUCAAUUCAGCGACAAGCUAAUUUGCGCUGGCAGCUCCACAGUCGACGCCUGUCAGGGGGAUUCCGGCGGACCAUUAAUGCUGCCGCAGCUGGACGGCAGCAUCUAUCGCUACUAUCUGCUGGGCAUUGUUUCCUUUGGCUACGAGUGCGCCAAGCCCGGUUUUCCCGGCGUCUACACCAGAACCAGCAGCUACAUGAGUUGGAUACAGCAGACACUGGCUGGCGCUUCGAGGGGCAGGAGGUGACGAUGCGUCGACGCUACGCUUAAUAUUUGAUU